CGCUCGGGGCCGGCCCGUCCCACAGCCGCAGCCGCAGCGCGCCGGGCCGGCGGCACCGCGCCCGACAAGCCGCACUGAAGGGCGUGGGGCAUGCGCUGCCUGCGCCGGCCGCAGCGGGAGGCGCCGGCGACGGCGAGGCCAGAUAAAUGGCUCAUUUAAACUGGGAGCUACUGAAAUACUCUCUGGCUGGCAAAUGCAGUGCCUAGCAGCAGUCAUCAAGGACGAACCAAACAUGAGUGGUGGAGGGGAGCAGGUCGACAUUCUCCCGACCAACUACGUGGUCAAAGAUCGCUGGAAAGUGCUGAAGAAGAUCGGUGGAGGUGGCUUUGGGGAGAUCUAUGAGGCAAUGGAUUUGCUGACCCGUGAGAAUGUGGCCUUGAAGGUGGAAUCAGCUCAGCAGCCCAAGCAAGUUCUCAAGAUGGAAGUGGCUGUCCUGAAAAAGCUGCAAGGGAAGGAUCAUGUUUGCAGAUUCAUUGGCUGUGGAAGAAAUGAAAAGUUUAAUUAUGUGGUCAUGCAGCUUCAGGGCAGAAAUCUUGCAGAUCUCAGAAGGAGUCAGCCUCGAGGGACUUUCACACUGAGCACAACGCUGCGAUUGGGCAAACAGAUUCUGGAAUCAAUAGAAGCCAUUCACUCUGUGGGAUUCCUGCAUCGGGACAUCAAGCCUUCCAACUUUGCCAUGGGCCGGUUACCUUCAACGUACAGGAAGUGCUACAUGUUAGACUUUGGGCUGGCCCGCCAGUACACCAACACUACUGGGGAAGUUCGACCACCUCGCAACGUUGCCGGUUUCCGAGGAACCGUCCGCUAUGCCUCUGUGAAUGCACACAAAAACAGGGAGAUGGGCAGACACGAUGAUCUGUGGUCCCUCUUUUACAUGUUGGUGGAGUUUGCUGUUGGUCAGCUUCCAUGGAGAAAGAUCAAAGAUAAGGAGCAGGUUGGCAUGAUAAAAGAAAAGUAUGAACACCGAAUGCUGCUAAAACACAUGCCUUCAGAGUUCCACCUUUUCCUGGAUCACAUUGCAAGCCUAGACUACUUCACCAAGCCAGACUAUCAGCUAAUCAUGUCGGUUUUCGAGAACAGCAUGAAGGAAAGGGGCAUCACUGAGAAUGAAGCCUUUGACUGGGAGAAGGCUGGUACAGAUAUCUUGUUGUCCACUAGCACCUCAACUCCACCACAGCAGAACACCAGGCAAACAGCAGCCAUGUUUGGGGUGGUUAAUGUCACUCCGGUACCCGGGGACCUGCUCCGUGAGAACACUGAGGAUGUCCUGCAGGGAGAACAUUUGAGUGAUCAAGAGAACGCUCCUCCCAUCCUGUCAGGUCGGCCAGUGGAAGGCCUUGGGCAGGCUCCAAACACGGCUUUCAACGAGGGUGAAGUUUGGGAAGAGACAGAUGUGAAUCGCAACAAACUCAGGAUCAGCAUCAGCAAAACUCAGUGCAUGGUGGAAGAGGAGCAGAGAAACGGGGUGUGCCCCAGUUCCCCAGUCCGAGUGCCUCCGGAGUCCCCGACCGCACAAGUGCGCUCCCUCCGCUACCGCCGCGUCAACAGCCCCGAGUCAGAGCGGCUCUCCACAGCUGAUGGAAAAGCAGAUCCACAUGAAAGAAGGUCUCGAAUGGACAUCCCUGGCUCUCCAUCCCGGCUCGUGUGCUCCUCGCAGCCAGCCCAGAUGCUGUCCAUCGACACAGGCCAGGCUGACCGGCAGGCCAGCGGCAGGAUGGACGUGUCGGCCUCCGUGGAACACGAAGCCCUCAGCAACGCCUUCCGCUCAGUGCCGCUGGCGGAGGAGGAGGACUUUGACAGCAAGGAGUGGGUUAUCAUUGAUAAGGAGACAGAGCUGAAGGACUUCCACCCCGGUGCUGAGCCAAGCACCUCUGGAACCACGGAUGAGGAGCCCGAGGAACUGAGGCCUAUUGAAGAUGGGGAGGAGAGAAGGCGCCUGGGGGCAGAUGCUGCAGUGAGGCCGAAGACUCAUGAUGGGCGAAGUCGGGGUAUGCUGCCUGUGACUGAGGAGGACAGUUCCCAUAGACAUGAAGGACCUUCUCAAACAGUGUCUGACAGUAGACAUGAACAGCAGACAGGAAGUCCAGCCCACUCUCCCUUACAUUCAGCACCAGCCCUCCGACAAAGGAGACGAGAAUCUGAACCUACUGGUCCUCAGAGACAGGCAUACAUGCUGAAGUCAUUUGAAAUAAAUGGCCUGCCGAAGGCGGUCCCUUUAAGUUUGCCUUACCAAGACUUCAGAAAAGAUAUGUGCAACUACUGGGAAAAGCCUAAGUUAUCCCAGCGGAUAAAGAAAGUUGAUUUUUCAAAUAUUGUCUUGACUGCUCCUUGCAAACCUCUGGAACCUUAUCUGGAAAUGAAUGGAAAAGAGGAGGAGGAGGAGGAGGAAGAAGAGGAGGAAGACUAUGAGGAGGAGGAAGAUGAGCAGGACGAGGGAGAGGAGGAGGAGGAGGGCAAUGAGAUUGACAUGCACAGUGAUUCCAGCAGCGACCUGAGUCAGAAGAGCACGGAGCGCAGCCAGGAGUGCGCUCCGUCCACGCUCCUGGCUGAUGACCAGAAGGGCUCCAAGGGUCGAGCAUCCACUGCUGAUGGGGACCUGGAGCUGGAGGAAGGCUCAAAAACUUUAGUGCUGUUUUCACCAGGCGAUCUGAAGAAGUCUCCAGUGGCUGCAGAGUUACCUCCAGAAGUCGAUCUGGGCACUCUUGCUGCACUGACACCUCAGAGCGAGCGGCCGCAGCCCAUGGGGAGCCAGCUGGAUGUGUCUGAGCCAGGGACCCUGUCCUCAGUCCUUAAAUCAGAACCAAAGCCUCCCGUGGCAGUGGCUACAGCCUCCUCCCCGUUCACCAAAGUGGAGCGCACGUUUGUUCACAUCGCUGAGAAGACCCACCUGAACGUGAUGUCCUCCAGCGGGCAGCUGAUGCGGCACGAGGAGCACGGUCCCCCAGGGCAGUUCGAGGAGGUCAUCGUCGAGGAGGAGCUGGAGGAGAACCUGGUGCUGGUGGAGAAUGGCAGCAUUCAUUCCGGGCUGGAAGGGGCAGAGACGGAGAGCUGCGCGCUGUCGGCCAACCACGCAGAAACCACCUCAGAGACCGUGGGAGAGCAGCCAGCCCUUCCCAAUGGCAUGCCAAAGCUUCCCGAGGAAAAGCCAGAGCCCUCUGGCAAAGCAGAGCUCUCACUGGACUUGGAAGAGCCUGCCAAGGUGGCUACAAGGGAGCCUGGCCUGGAGAAGGCAGCACCAGCGACAGAGCACCUGAAGCAAGCAGAGACCGUCCUCGAGACACCGCAGCCGGGCCCCAGGAGGCCGCUGGGCUCCCGGUACAGGAGCCGGAUACCCAUUUUGUUCUCUGAGGAGGACACUGGCUCAGACCUUUCAACUUCACUCUCAGCCAAAGAAAGGCUUUAUAAGAGGGCAAAGCAACCCGAUCUGGCUCGCCUGGUGAUGGAGAAGAGACAGAGCCGCCUCCUGCGGCUGGCCUCAGGUGCCUCCUCCUCGGCCUCCUCCAGCGACGAGCGGCGCCGAGCCUCCGAAACCCUGUCAGCCACCGGCUCCGAGGAGGACACCCACGACUCUGAUGACUCCAUCCCACGGAAGGGAGAGAGGAAGGCUGCGCUGCUGGGGAGAGAAGAGAGAGCCAUAAGCACAAGGAGCAGAAUUCCUCGCCCCAUCGUGCCGGUGAAAACGCCGCUGGAGGCGGUGAGGUUGGAGAGCUCCGUGGCUGCUGCGGUGGCAGGGCUGGGCAGCUCCCCACAGGAUGCAGCUGCUGCCUGCAGGCUUCAGACACAGAGACCAGCUGGGAGCGUCCCAUCUGAGGGCCGAACAACACAGGUACAAAGCCGGCUUCCUUCGUCACCGAGCUCCACUUCUCUUCCUCCACGGAGCAGCUCGCAGAGGCCCAGUGGUGCAUCCCCUCGGAGCCCCGUCCUUCCUUCCAGGAACCCCAGCACUUCCCCCAGAAGCCAGCUGCUGCCUCGGAGGGAAAGUCCUUCUCCCUGCCGACAGCACAAACCAGGGACUGCUCCUCAGCGAGUUCCUACUUCCCCCCGACCUCAGCCCUCAGCUCAGGCCCCGGGGCCUACAGGAGAUUCCCUGCCAUCUCCUGGCGUGGCCAAAAAACGACAAAGAGGAAAAACCCAGACUCAAAGUCCAGCAACCAAAGGAAAGCAGGUGUCCCUGGAAAGUAAGGCAGCUGCCAGAUAAUGACCUUCCUCUGCGAGCCCAGCAGACUGGGUAACUUCUGCAUAUAGUAUACACUUGAGAUGCUGCAGCACAGCCUUCCAUGCUGGACCCACGAGUGUAUAGCAGUAGCUGUACUUGAAUGCUUCACUCACUCUCACCCCACACUGCAAUCAGCUCCCACGGGCCUGGCAGCCUCUGAGCCACGGAGCCUUUCCAAGGGAGACCCCCGCAGCUCACGCUUGCUAACGCACAGCACCCAGCCGUGACCCAGUGCCUGACCUGCCUCCCUCCCCAGGGAUUCUCCUCCCCGUUAGCAAUACCAGUCCUCAACACCGACUCCAGCUGUGGAAGGAGGAGCAGAGGUGACAAGAGCAAGGCCUGCUAAAGAGGAAGGCUCCUGUCCUUCAGGCAGCUCCUUCCUUUCUCCUUGCUGGGAAAACACCAGCCUUGGUCUCUGCCAUUUCCCUGAGUGUUGGCUCACCUCCCACCGCCUGUGUUAGCAAGGGAUUGCCACUAGCUUAUUCAAGAGGGAUGGAUGCAUCCUUGUGUGCUAAGAGAAGGGGUAAGGAGGGGAGGGCUCUUCUCUCCUUUUCAGAGGUGCCUCUACAGGUGGGAAUUGGGAGACAGGCAGGUCUUGCUGGAUGCUCCCACCUGCUCCAGUAUGUCCCACAGAGGAGGCUGUCUGGCAUUGCUUCUCAGACACUGCUGCUGUUUCAGCAGAUGCCUCUGUGGUGGGUGCUUAGGUGGAAGUAGAGAUGUGUUGGCAGCUUGCUGGGAAAUCAGGAGUUCUUGCUAAUUAAUGUAGAAGGGAGCACACUGCAGCCACAUCUGUCACAAAUACCAAACUGUGAUCUGUGGACAUCACAUCCCCCAGCAAGGGAGGUUCCUCUCAGCCUGGGCAUGGUUGGUGCCACAGACCUGCAGUGCACCAAACACAGCUCCAUUGUGAGGAUGUGGAUAGUCACUGGAUGCCUUUAGCCUGGGUGCCCCUUGCACCUGAAUUCCUUGUGUUUUAUUGUCACGCUCUUGGUGUUUGUGAAUUUUGGCACUGUGGUUGAAAGUUCCCCUACAGGGCAGGGUGGGAAAUGAUUAUCCUGUGGCGUACCCAAAACCUGCUGCUUUGCAAUGAGAGGUUUGCUGGCAUGCCAUGGCCAUGGCAUUUCUAUCUGAGGGGACAGUGGCUUGAGGGGCAGAGGUGGGGUUUAUGUCUUUUCCUUGAUGCUCACCUCUGCCACGCGUUGAGGAUGAACAAUGUGAACGUAAAAGCAAGGGCUGUGCUCUUCAAGUAAUAUUAUCUGAGCAUAAGCUAACACUCGGCUAGAGCUAAAUCAACCGACUGUUUAGCCCCCAGACUAAUUAGGAAGGCUUGAAAGUGAAAGCAAGGAGGGCUGGUACCUGUCUGAUCUUGAUGAGAUCUUGAAGUAGACAAAAUUCUCCCCACACCUCACAGAAGAAAACACUCCAGACCCAAAUACUUUGUGCUUCACACCAUUGUCAUGCCUAAAAGAGGCACUGCAUGAGACAGAACGAAUAUACAGCUGCUCUGUACACCUAUUCCUGCAGUUGCAACUACCUGCAAAUUUACUAUUUGCAGACAACAAAGCUUGACAGAGGAAUCUGAACAGUAAUGACCUUGAUUCAUUUGAACAUGAAUGCAAACAGUCACACACUGAUGGCCAUCAAGUUCAAGGAAUCCCGAAGCUGCUCAUAUCUGCAGGAGUCCUGGAAAGGAGGAUGAGAGCUGUGACAGGGUGUCAGGGAGAAAAUCCUUGCACACCUGAACAGGGAAAUGUGUAGAAACAGGAGACAGGAAUUACCCCUUCACGUAACAGUCUCAGUGUUGCCAACACUAAUUCAUUUCACCCAGCUCAGAGUGUUUUCCAUUGAUUUCCAAACAUGCCCUCAUCUUUGCAGAGCAGCACUGGGAACUCAGAGGGAGCUCAGCCUGUGGUCUGAUGGACUGAGCUGAUGUUGCCAUCAAAAGCAACAUCCCUCCAAGUUCCAGCUGUUUUGUUGCACAGUUCCACCACAUUUACAGUGCAGCAGCAAUUUGAUAAAUGGCUGGAAAUGCUGAUCCAGCACAACACAAACUGCUCUGAUUCACCAGUUUCUUUUUCAUCUGGUUCAUUUCAUCACUCUGGUUCACCAUUUGGUCCCACAACAAAAGAAGGACGCACAGAGACUGUGACCACUUCUUCUGGUGGCAUUAAAACUUUGUCUGAGUUUGAAGUGUGGGUCAGACUAGAACCUAAGUAUGCGCUGCAGGUUUAGAAACUAGAAAACAGAAUAAACUCAAAGACAGAUUCUUUCCAGAAAUAUAAAUCAUAAUGGGACUCCUAUUAAUUUAUUGAAGGUCUAUUAAUUUUAGAGUACUUAGAUGGUAAGACUUGGUUGUGAAGCUUUUACCAGUUGGUCCAUCCAUGUCUUAAUGCACAUGCCAAAAAUGACAUUGAAAGAGCUUUGAAAGAGGACUACAGGAUUAUUAACAGGGUUAGCAAACCUGCCUGAUCAUGGGAAGCCAAUAAAGCACAAUCAGUGUAUUUGUUCAGGAAAAAGUUUAAGGGACAGUUUUCUGUGGCCCAAUGUCAGAAAGGAAACUCCAGGGCAGACACAAGGCUGGGUUGGACAGGGCACUGAGCAUCCUGGUCUAGUGGAAGGUGUCCUUGCCCAUAGCAAGGGGCUGAAACUAGAUGGUCUUUAAAGUCCCUUCCAACCCAAACCAUUCUCUGGUUCUGUGGUCUUCCUCUGGCUCAUGAAAGCAGGGAAGUCAGAACAGCCAAGAACAGCAGAUGAAGAAAUUGGGCAGGCUUUUAAUUGUGAAGCAACCAUCCAGUGAAGUCUUUCACAGGACUGUGGGGACUUUCUUUAUUAAAAGGUUUCUGUGAAACUGAGCUGUCUUCUAAGAGGUCUAUCUACCAUGACCCCACCACAAGAAGCAGACAGGAUUCUGGUGGCACCAAGGUACCAUCUCCCUCUGUGGUGCAGCAGAUUCCUGGUCCCACUGGGAUAUAUGCCAAAGCUGGGAUAUACUGGAGAGCCACCUGGCAGGUCCCACAGGUUUCAGAAAGCAAGGGAAAGAUGGCCAGCACAGCUGGACAUCAGGCACAGGUCUAUGCUGAACUGAGCAAGAGUAAUAGAUCUGAAUGGCUCCAAACCCAGUGGUGUAUUAUGCUUUUUGCCCCUGAAAUUUUUGCU
Camarhynchus parvulus is the source of this 7372-nucleotide messenger RNA. RefSeq names its product tau tubulin kinase 1 (gene TTBK1). The transcript has 15 exons. The record is from RefSeq and is a predicted model, not a curated record. Lineage: Eukaryota; Metazoa; Chordata; Aves; Passeriformes; Thraupidae. Gene Ontology annotation, molecular function: protein serine/threonine kinase activity; ATP binding. Gene Ontology annotation, biological process: signal transduction; peptidyl-tyrosine phosphorylation; peptidyl-serine phosphorylation. The coding region runs from base 194 to 4198 and encodes 1334 amino acids. Gene Ontology annotation, cellular component: cytoplasm; nucleus.